CUUGGGUUAUAAUCCGGAAGUAAUUAUUUACAAGCUGUUUUCUGUAAUUUAAAAAAUGUCGCAACAAAUGUGUUCAUUUAAGGUGUUUUGAUGUAGUUUAACGGUAGAUAUGCCACGUUACUGUGCUGUUAAGCUUUGCCGAAACCGUGGGGGAACGGCAUCAAGACAAGACAACAAAAGAAUUAGCUUCUACCCUUUUCCCUUACAAGACAAGCCCAGGCUUCAGAGAUGGGUGGAUAACAUGAGGCGGGAAGAGUGGACCCCAAGUCGACAUCAGUAUCUCUGCAGUGAUCAUUUUACAGAAGACUGCUUUGAUAUUCGAUGGGGUAUCCGUUACUUGAAGAACACAGCUGUACCCACUAUUUUUCCUGCAGAUGAUCAUGAUGAUGAGAAGAGAUUUAGCACCAGUAGAAGAAGCCCCAUGGUCAAACCCAGCACUUCAGAGACUGACCCUGAGCUCAGAGAAUUUGAAUCUCCUCCCAGCAAGAGACCACUCAUUUUGAGGAAAGCUUGCAAAACAGUCCAACCAAAUGCAGACAAUACUGUUGCAGAACACUCAGAGGUGACAUUUGAACUCCCUCUGGUGCCAGAUGCCAGCAUCACUUGUCAAUCAAAUCUCCCAGAGAUAAAAACUACAGAGAUAACUAGUGACACUGAAGUGCCAACGGCAUCCUGCCUUGCACUGUCGCCACUCAGUGAAUCUCAUUCUGAAGAGCAGGCUGACUCGACCAUGGCUGUGUUGUGCUGCGACGCGCCGGGCCCUUUCUCCAGCCAGGAGGAAUAUAUGGGAACAGCUUCCCUCAAAGCUGCAAUGAGUCAUACUAUUCACUUUGUUCCUGUGGAAACAGUUAAGGAGAAACCCUCAAAUAUAUUUUUGGAGGACAACAGACCUAGUGAAGGAGAGCACAUUUCUGUUUACGAACACUCGUACUGUAGACCGGACACUGACAGAGAUCAGCUGUGGAACAAAAUCUUAUGUUUGCAUGCAAAGAUCUUGGAACUGGAUCGCAGGGAGGAGAGCACUGUAGCUAAAAUCCAUGCUCUGGAAAACGAGAUCGCCCUCCUGAGGAAGGAUGGUGCUGUUUUUAAAGAGAAGCAGAAAAUUUUAGAGGAUUACAUCUCAACUCUGUUGCUCUGAUAUUUGGGAUUAAGAUUAUGGAUGUGUAUGUAUUGUAAUUGUUUUCUUAAAUAAUGCACAGCUGAAAAAACUCAUUGUUCCAUAACAUGUCCACAUGGUGGCACUGUAUGAUCUAUAUGAUUUUUUUUUUUUCAGCUCUUUGCUGGAACAUUGCUUUUUCAUGCUUUUUAUCAGCUUACAGGUUUGUGCAAAAGUUUAUGAUAGUAUAGAUCUUAACAAAUUUCUAAUUUCAUCUUGCAACAUAACAAUCCAAACAAGCAGACCUAAUUCAUGACAUCAUCUUACCACUGACAUAAAGAAUGAAGAGUCCUGCUCCAGAUUAUCCCCAUUGACCCACCAUCUCAUUAUCAAGGGUAUGUAGGAGGUAUCUGAGAUUUUGUGUGAAUUUAAAUAAUAAAUAAAAAUGAUUAAUGACCUGAAAACACUUGGGGAGGGGACACUCUUAAUUCUGUUGCUGUGAAUGGUGAAGGUAGAUCAACAAUCUCCAUGGGGAAUAGGGUUAUUUUGUUUUUGUUUUAUAUUGUUAAAAAGUUCAUGCAAAAAUUAGCACAUGUCAAGUAAUUUGAGCUACUGGAUAAGUUUGAGGUUUAAGGUCUCAGACCCAGGUGUUAUGAACACUGACACUCCAAACUUCCUCUCUACAACCAGCUGCCUGUGGGCUCCUGAAGCAGCUGCUGUACAUUGACAAUUUAAUUAAUUGAUGUCAACAAAGCAGGCUAUAAGAAGAUAGCAAAGCCCUUUAAAGCAGCUGCUUCCUCAGUUCGUGAUGUAAUUAGGAAAUGGUUGUUUAAAGGAAUGAUGGAGGCCAAGCUGAGGUCUUGAAAAAUCUUUAGAAGGCUGUUCAUACCAAUGGUAGGAAGGCAAAUAAAGAAACACCAACUGCAGACCUUAGAAAAAUAAAUGUUCCACUGUCCAGUCAUGCAGGGCAUCCUCAGUCCACAAAAUUAUGCAUUAGAAGUUUGUAAAUGAACACCUAAAUAAAGCCUUUUUUAAAACAGCUUCCAUGGGUUGAUGAAGCUGAAAUAUAACUGCUGUAUUGCAAAGUAGAAGAGUUUUGGGAAAAGAUACCUUCUCCAGUUGUAAAGCAUGGGGGGGUGGAUGUGUCAUGCUUUGGAAUUCUGUUUCAGCAGGUGUAAUGAGGAAUGUUGCAUUAACAGAGAAAAGAAUGGACUCAUCAAAGUACAAGCAAACUAAAUUACCUCUGUGUUCAACAUGUAGACAGAUAUUAUUAAAGAAAAACUCACUAGAUCAUCUUCCCUUUUCUGUCAUUUAUCCCCCAAAAUAAAAAAAUAAUUCUACUAAAAGUAUGAAAGAGGUUUGCCACCUACAACUUUAAUGAGCUUCUGUUGCCAUAUUUUACAUGCAGCACCACAGACAAUAUUUUAAUUUUCACGCCUUACUGAAAUAAACUGCUGCUGUUUGUACUUUUAAACAAGAAUAAAUUAUGACGUAACAAUUUC
Melanotaenia boesemani (Boeseman's rainbowfish) is the source of this 2598-nucleotide messenger RNA. RefSeq names its product THAP domain-containing protein 5-like. The coding region runs from base 110 to 1138 and encodes 342 amino acids. Lineage: Eukaryota; Metazoa; Chordata; Actinopteri; Atheriniformes; Melanotaeniidae. The transcript has 3 exons. Gene Ontology annotation, cellular component: nucleus. The record is from RefSeq and is a predicted model, not a curated record.